Gallus gallus (chicken) is the source of this 3249-nucleotide messenger RNA. It is a transcript of the gene SLC2A11, whose product is annotated as solute carrier family 2 member 11. The record is from RefSeq and is marked inferred. Lineage: Eukaryota; Metazoa; Chordata; Aves; Galliformes; Phasianidae. Gene Ontology annotation, cellular component: membrane. Gene Ontology annotation, molecular function: hexose transmembrane transporter activity. Bases 212 to 1702 code for a protein of 496 amino acids. The transcript has 12 exons. Gene Ontology annotation, biological process: monosaccharide transmembrane transport.
GAGGGCUGCGCCGCAGUGCCGGCGUUUCCCUGGCGAAGGACGCCGCGGACCCCUCGUGCCCAGAGCUGCGCUGCUCCGGCUCCGGCCGGGCUGCGAGGCGGCUGCUCCCGACCAAUGGGUGUUAGCGCCUGCGCUGGAGAUUUAAAUAAUCCUUUGGAGCACUGCUGAGAGCACCGGAGGCUUUGGCAGACAGGAAAGACCAGCAAAGAGGAUGAACAAGCUGCAGAGAUUGCUUCAGAGCAAGAACCUGAUCCUGACAGUGUGUGCUGCUGGGAUCGGAGGCACUUUCCAGUACGGUUACAACAUCUCCAUCAUCAAUGCUCCAACUUUAUACAUCCAGACGUUCAUGAACAAAACAUGGCUGGAGCGCACAGGUGCUCCCCUGGAGAGUGGCAUGGUCUUGAUGCUGUGGUCCUUCACCGUGUCCGUGUACCCCCUGGGAGGCCUUGCAGGGGCUGUUGCUGCUGGCCCCAUGGCCAUUGUGUUGGGAAGGAAGAUGUCCCUGCUGGUUAACAACAUCUUUGUGAUCGUAGCUGCCGUCUUGUCAGGAUUCAGCCAGAUGGCAAAGUCCUUCGAAAUGAUUAUGCUGAGCAGGUUCCUUACUGGUGUGAAUGCAGGUGUAAGCAUGAAUGUUCAGCCCAUGUAUCUGGCAGAGAGUGCUCCAAAGAAGCUCCGAGGGGCUGUGGCCUUAACCUCUGCAUCCUUUACAGCCCUGGGACUGGUGCUGGGCCAGGUUGUUGGACUCAGGGAGCUUCUAGGAGGGGAAGAAAGCUGGCCGCUCCUUUUAGCCAGCAAUGCUGUGCCUGCCCUCAUCCAGCUCAUGAUUCUGCCGUGGUUUCCUGAAAGUCCCAGAUACCUCUUGAUUGACCGUGGAGACAGAGAGUCCUGCAUCUCUGCACUGAAGAAGCUCAGAGGCAGCAGUGACCUGGGAGAGGAGCUGGAGGAGAUGCUAUCUGAACAGGCUGCUGCCAAAGGUCAGAGAGCGAAGAAGCCCUGGGAGCUGUUCCGAAACCCGGCAGUGAGGUGGCAGCUGAUAAGCAUCAUCGUGCUGAGCAGUGCCAUGCAGCUCUGCGGGAACGAUUCGAUGUACUUCUAUGCAGCUUACGUGUUCCAGGAGGCUGGAAUUCCUCAGGACAAAAUCCCGUAUGUUGUCAUCGGCACAGGGAGCUGUGAACUGAUCACGUCUGUUACUUGUAACAUGAUUAUAGACUACGCUGGCCGGAGGCCACUGCUGCUGGGAGGAUACAUCCUCAUGGCAGGAUGGGCCACUGUCUUCAUGGUCGCUCUGAGCCAGCAGGCUCAGAUUAGCUGGAUGCCUUAUCUCAGCAUGGCCUGCAUUUUCGCCUAUAUCCUGAGCUUUGGAAUUGGACCAGCUGGUGUAACAGGAGUUCUGCCCACAGAGAUUUUUGAUCAGAUGUCCCGACCAGCUGCUUACAUGAUCUGCGGGUCUCUGCUCUGGUUCAAUCUCUUUCUGGUCGGAACAGCGUUUCCAUUCAUUGUGAAAAAUCUAGCACAUUUCUGCUACGUCCCAUUCCUUGUGGUUUGCAUCUGCACUGCUCUCUACAUAGGGUUCUUCCUUCCUGAGACCAAGGGAAAGUCCUUCCUGGAAAUCUCGGAGGAGUUCAGGAAACGGAACUUCAGAGCUCAGAGUCAUGAAGCUUUCUAUAAAGGCCCUGAGGAGAUCAGGUCUACCACGUUGUAGCAGAGGGAAGGAGAAUGGCAUCUGGGGGUAAUUCAGCGGUGGUUAUGUUCUCUUUGCAGGGACACAGAGAGAGGAGCAGGGCUGUGGAGAAUAUAGUGCUCUUAAAUUCACCUUGAAAAGAUUUUAGGGCAAGCUACAAAACUCAGCCAUUAGGAUCACAUUAUUUAUUUACUUCAUUUGUUAAACUCCUCCUAAGCCACCAUUUGGCUGAAACCCUAACAUGACUAUGACUUGUCCUCUGUCGCCUCCUGGGGACAUUCUCAGGGACUGCCUUCCUGCUAAAAUGCUUGAGAGUGUCUCUUAAAAAGCAGGUCAUGUGUGACGUGGUGGUUCCACUGAAACACUUCCAAGCAGGCAUAUCAGAGAAAUGCCUGACAGCAGCAUGAUAUAGCAAGACAAGGAACCUGAUCAGCUGAAUUUUAUAACACUCGAUAAACCAUUUAUUGUCUUGCUACACAAAUUUUCCUGCUGCUUUAAAGCAAAGGUCCAUGAGUUGAAAUGCAGAGUGCCUGCUUCCAACCAGGCCAUGCUGCCAGAUACCUAAAUAUUGAUUUAGGAUACUGAAAUUUGGCCCCAGAGGCUUAGAGCUUAGGAUGGGCCUUGAUUAAAAAAGAAAAAAAAAGGGGGGGGGGAAUGAAAUAUAGAUUCCUUCCUUUCCCAAAUUCAAAGGCAGUUUUGGAUAAAUGCACACAUCCUCUGAAGGGUCCAUAGUUAGUAGCCAAAGCUGAUCAGUAUCACAGAUCUUGGUUUACACAGAACUUUGUGCUGUCACAAUUGUGUUGCUGCUUAUGGAGAACAGAUCUAUAAUAUACAUCAUCUACUAAAUGGCAACAAAAGGUUAAAAAUCUGUUGCAGGUUUUCAGUACUAAGUAACGCACAUAUAAGUAACGCACAUAUUAAAGAGUGAUAGGCUGAUGCCUAUUCUCUUAUCAUCAAGCACCACCACGCAAUGCUUCAGCAACUUUCUUCUGAAUUUCUUCUAAAUUUCAUCUCUUCCUUCUCAAACCAAACCAAACAGCAACUUUUUUUUUUUUUUUUGCUUCUAAAUCUGGGCUCUCAGAUACAAAAAUUAACGUGAUUAAAUUCUGCUUUCAGACAGCAGAUGACAUUCUCAGUGCGGUGUCUCAGUGCUCCUGUUUCUGUUAUUAAGUGAUUUCAAAUAGACCACUACUUGUUGAGCAAUAGCAAGCAGUUAAUUAUUUUCGGCUAUAAGUGCAUGUGACGGAUGGAUUAGGAAGAAAGCUUCUAGCACUUUGCUGCAUGGCUUAUACAGCUGGUGUUUGGGCACCAUUUUGCAGACUAUUUACUCUGGACUGAUUUUCUUCAUGGCUUGUUUUCUUGCCAUCCAGUCCUGUGCUCUGUCUCUGGUCCCACCUGGACACUGCCAAUGCAUCUUGCAGGGAUUGAGCCUCCAUGUUAUACCUAUGCUCUGCUGUGGCUAUGGUUGCAGUGAAGAGGAACAUUGGCAAAAUAAGUAACGUUUCUUUCUGUAUAUUUGUAACCAAUUUUAAUAAAAAAAUCCAGCAUUUCUGAAUGUCAUGAAUGUA